CAUGGAGGUUGAAGCUAAAAGAACCCACUUUCAUCAAAAAGGAAUAGCGAAAAUGUCGAUUACCCAUGUCCUAAUCCCUGAGGAAAGUGUCACAAUUAUCAGAAAGCAAUCUUUAUCGUCUUCCACUGUCCCCAGGCAUGAAAAACAUCAAUCAUUUCUCAUGGCCCCUCACAUCAAACUUUCCAGAUAACCAUAUACCUAAACCAUGGAGUUUUACCCACUCUGCAAAACCCCAUUACACCCAUACAACAACAAUCACCACCACCACCGGGCGCCGCCCAACCAAAAAUGGACGAAUCAUGGAGGAUGAGAAUGGGAUCAACGGCAACGGCAACCAAACACCAACCCAGUAACCUCCCUCCGCGACGCUCGGCGGAUGAAGCAGAUCGCCCGAAUGGUGACUGUGGCUACGAAUCCCUAGAUCCUGAGGACUUUGAUGAUGUGUUCGGUGGUCCACCUCGCAGUGUGCUUUCUCGUCAAUACUCCGUUGAUGCCGACUUCGCGAGGUCAAGGAAUUUGGUAUUUGAAGAUAUUUUUAGGAAACCGAAAGGGUAUAUGGAUUUGGGAGGGAGGAGUGAUCGGACGUUGCCGGAGUUUAGAAUUCCGGAGAGUCGAACAGGAGGAGGAGAAAGGCGGAGGACUGAAGAAGAGUUUUACAGUGAUAUAUUUGGUAACUCCAGAAGAUCGAGGUCGAGAUCUAAGUCGCAUACCAACUCAAAUUCGAAAUCAAAGUCGAAUUCGUCUUCAAUCUUGAGUUCGGAGGAAGUGAGUCCGUUUCGGCCGGCGGUGGUGGACGACGACGACGUCUCUUUCUCUUCCUUUGCUUCCAAGCUCAGGCCAAUAAAUGUCUCAUCGAAAUGGAACACAUCGGAGAAGAUGCAAACGGCGGAGGAACAACCGGAUCCUCCUUGGAGUUGUAAUUCUUUCGCUAAAACCCAAAGCGUCGAGAGUGAUUAUAUCCAGAAAUUCAAAGGUUGCUAUUCCGGAUUCUCACAAAGGGUUUCAUCUCCAGAAAUUAUCAGUUUUGGACUCGAUUCAUACACCAGUACUCUCAAGGAGUCCAUAGAGGAUCUGCAAGUCAACUCCCCGGCAUCAUCCGCAGUGUCUUCGUUUUAUCAGGAGCAAGAUGAAGGAAAAGACAUCGAUCCAGAAGACGAAGAAGAAGACGAAGACGAAGUUAUGAGCUCUUACGUAAUUGAAAUAAACCCUAGGAAUCGGGAAAGAAUAGGCGAAGGGAUCGGUAUAGAUGAAGCGAUUGCUUGGGCUAAACAAAAGUGUGAAACGCGUAAUUUGGAGAAAGUAUGGAGUAAAGAAGAAGCUGAGGAAGACGAAUGUGGUGGCGUAGAAGACACAAACACAAACCCAGCUGGUGUAAAACAGGUUCCUGAAGUGCAGAUCACCGGACAUUCAUCAAGAGAAUCACCAUUGUUGGAUAAACAAAAGGAAUGGACUACAGAAGAAUCACUGGAAAAAGAUGCGAGCCCAUGUAAACAGAUGGAACUAGAAUUGUUGGAUGAGGAUAUAAAAUUGUGGUCUGAUGGAAAAGAACCAAACAUCCGAUUACUUUUAUCAACAUUACAUCAUAUUCUAUGGCCUAGUAGUGGCUGGAUCAUGAUACCUUUAUCAAACCUCAAAGAAAGCUCAAAUGUGAAGAAAGCUUAUCAGAAAGCACGAUUAUGUCUGCACCCUGAUAAACUCCAGCAACGAGGUGCCACCAUCCCACAAAAAUAUGUUGCAGAGAAAGCAUUUCCAAUCCUACAGGAUGCAUGGGCUACUUUUAUAUCAGAAGAUGUUCGUUCAUCUGUAACAUGAAAGUGGAUGCAAGAAUCUGUGUGAACAUGUUUAGACACACACACACACACACAUACAUACACAUAAAAAACACACACACAAACACAUAUGUAUGUAUGUAUAUAUAUAUAUAUAUGUAAAGGGAAGUUGUGAUGGGUUGUGUAAUGAUAAAAAUGGAAAAGCAUGAUUUGAGAAGAUGACUGCAGAAGAAUUUGCAGGAGUGGUGUGUUUUGAAGAGAUAUAGAAGAUAUUAAGAUAGUGUUUGUUUGUGUCAUCAAGUAACGAUAUUCUGACAUGUUGGUUAUAAAUUUUGUGGUUUUUCUUUUUUAAUUUAAACUUGAGAUUAGUAAUCUGAAUUAAUGAGUGUGUGAAAUUGUUACGUGUUUGUUGUAUAAAAACAAACAUAGUUGGUGCUU
This is a messenger RNA of Lactuca sativa (garden lettuce), 2207 nucleotides long. RefSeq names its product Chaperone DnaJ-domain superfamily protein. The record is from RefSeq and is a predicted model, not a curated record. Gene Ontology annotation, biological process: clathrin-dependent endocytosis; clathrin coat disassembly. NCBI's taxonomy places the organism in Eukaryota, Viridiplantae, Streptophyta, Magnoliopsida, Asterales, Asteraceae. Gene Ontology annotation, molecular function: clathrin binding. Gene Ontology annotation, cellular component: vesicle; cytoplasm; intracellular membrane-bounded organelle.